UACAGCAUCUUAGCACAUCGGCAUCUCAGCUGAGCUGCUGGCAAUAGCGAUGGCCAAGAUAGUCAACACAGGGCAGCUGGAAGGGGAUGAAGACCUGGAGGCCAAAGCUCAUGCCAUUGACUGUGAAAGGUUCUAUUGGAGUGAUGCUUCGGAUGUCAGCUCGUGGGAUGGCGAUGACGAGAAGGAUGGGUUGGGCCAAUUCCAAGACCUUGGAAAGGAUAACAGCGAUCAGGCUGUGCUGGACGGGAAAGAUGCUGUGGGAGAUGUCACACUCUCCCCACUAACGGGCAGCGGACCUGGGACCGGCCAGGAGGUUACGGAUCGAAUACGACUUGAAGAGGCCACCCGAGCCCAUGCUGCCCAAGUGGCAGCUUUUGAGAGUGCCAAGGCAGCAUUGGAAUCAGAAAAGCUUUCAGUGCAGAGGGAAAUGGCGAACAUAAAGAAGACAGAAAUGGAGCUGAGAAAGGAAAAAGAGACAGUCAGGAAGUUGCAGGAGGACCUUGUUCUGUCUAAGGCACAUGCUGAGGAGGAAAGAAAUCGACUGUCCAUUGCGGCAAAAGAACUGGAGGGGAAGGAAAGAAAGGUGAGGGAUGAAGCACGGGUAACAAAAAGAGAGGCUGAGGAGUGGGUGAUGGAGAUGAAUUUGCUGAGGGAUGAGAUGGAUGGCAGAGAGAAGAAGAUGAGGGAGGAACUAAAUGGGAGAGAGAUAAAGAUGAGGGAAGAGAUGGGAAGGCGGGAGGAAGAGGCUGAAGCAAGAGUCAGGGAGUCAGAAAAGAUGAUGAAGAGGGCGAAGGAGGUGAUUGAGACCGCACAUCAGAAGCAAAAGGUGGCAGAGCAGAUGAUGUUCGAGGUUGAGGAGAGGGAAAGGGAGAUUGAGCGAGAAAAAGAAGACAUGGAACAGGGCACAAGAGAGCUAGAGGAACGAGAAGGGAAGAUGGUGUUAGAGGAAGAGAAGUUGAGGGCAAGAGAGGAGGAGAUGGCAGCACGCGAUUCGGAAGUGCGAGAACGAGAGAGGAGGAUGCAAGAGCAGCAUGAUAAAGUCCAGAAGGAGGUGGUAUCAAUGAGGGAGGGGGAGGAAGAACGAAGGAGGAUUCUUGAGCGCAGACUUAGUGCACUGGAGGCUGCAACACGCAGCCUGGAGGGCAGAGAAGCUGAGGCUUCCAAGCGGGAAAGGGAAGUAGAAAAGAAGUUGGAGAAGAUUGCAGACGAGAAGAAGAGACUUGAAGAGAGAAUCGCCGAAGUUGAAAAGCGAGAAACUGCUUUAUCUGAAGAGAGAGAACGACUUCGACAGGAAAUGCUUGAGAUAGAUGCCUCUAACAGGAGAAGGCAAGAGCUUUUGGAGAUGCAGAAGGCAGAAAUUAUGCGGAGAGAUAAGGAGAUUACUUCUAAGAAGUCUGACAUGGCAGUGAAGCUGGCAGAUACGAGCACAAGGCUGGAGGCAGAACUAAGUGAGGUGAAAGCCCGUCAAGCGCAACUCCAAAUCAUGGAGAUUACAAUGAAGGAGCAAAUGGCAAAUCUGGAGAAACGAAUGGAGAAGGUAGCCAAGGAGGAAGCUGCGGUGAAGGAAAGAGAGAGGCAUAUUUUCGAGCGUGAGAAGCAGCAGGCAGAAAGAGCGGCAAAGGAGAGACGGGAGCUGAAAAGGGAACAACAAAUGCUGGAUCUGGAACCUUCAAGAUGGGAUGUCUAACAAGGUUCCACCUCGAUCUGAUGAUAUGACGAUAGCCACUCUUCAGGUUGAUCGUGGAAAAAAUUACGCGA
Messenger RNA from Chara braunii, 1758 nucleotides. NCBI's taxonomy places the organism in Eukaryota, Viridiplantae, Streptophyta, Charophyceae, Charales, Characeae. The record is from the annotation of a GenBank genome assembly.